Molecule: messenger RNA, 7698 nt
Organism: Caenorhabditis angaria
Lineage: Eukaryota; Metazoa; Nematoda; Chromadorea; Rhabditida; Rhabditidae
Source: the annotation of a GenBank genome assembly
AUGAUGGACGACGCAGAGCCGCAAGCAGCACAACCAAAACUAGAAAUCGUCGAUGAAGAAGACGAUGGUGUCGAGCGAUUUACAGCAAGUUCACCGAUUCCCAAAGUAUAUCGAACGAAAAACGACAAUCUGACACAUUUAUUAUUCGCCAAAGAAGAAGUCGGGUCCGAGAAGAAGGAUUCGGCGAUAAUUGAGAAAUUGGCCGAACAAUUCCGAGAGGAAAACCAAGGGACCAUUGAGGCUUGCCCUAUUUUAGCUGAAAUUGGAGUGGAUCGAAUCAAGCAGAUGGUUUUGGGACCCAGACAUGUCGCUUUUUUGUUGGAUGAUGAUAAUGUGAUUCGAAUGGGUUAUCAGUCGAGCAAAGUAAAAGAUAUUCCAGUAAUGCAAGGUGAAUAUGAUGGAAAAUUGCUGUAAAUCGAAGAUUUUGCUUAAAAAUAAGCUAGAAAAGCUUAAUUUUCAUUGAAAAGACGUUAAAACCCGUGGGGAACCUCUGGAAAUCAAAAAAACAUGAAAUUCAGGCUUGGAAUGCUAAAUUUUCACUGGAAAAACUGAGAAUGAGCCAAAACUACACCCACAAGCUCAAAAAUCAUGAAAAUCAGCUUAGAAACCGGAAAAAUCUCAGUUUUUCACUAGAAAUCGCUGAAAAUGAGGUCAAAUUUCACCCAGAAGCUCAAAAAUCUCGCAAUUUGGUUUAGAGCUUGAUAAAUUGCAGUUUUUUCACUAGAAAAGCUUAAAAAUCACAAAAUUCAACUCAAGAACCUGAAAAUUCACUGUUUUUCCCAAGAAAUCGCUGAAAUCCCGUGAAAAUAAUUAUCGAUUUUUCCCAAAUUUCAAACGUGACCUUUUUGCUGGCUAGCAAAAAACGUGGAAAAUUUUUUAUUUUUGAGCUUGUGAAUCUUGCGAAAUAGUCGGAUUUUCAGAGAAAUUUGAAAAAAGUAGGUUUUUGGCUGAAAAUCAGGAUUUUCAGUUUCUGGGAGUUGCAUUUUGUGAUUUUUGAGCUUCUUGAUGUAAUUUUGGCUAAUUUUCAGCUUUUCUAGUGAAAAACUGAGAUUUUUCAAGUUCCGAAGCUAGAUUUUCAUGAUUUUUGAGCUUCUGGGUGAAAUUUGACCCGAUUUUCAGCGUUUCUAGUGAAAAAUUGGGAUUUUUCAGGCUCUGGAGCUAAUUUUCCUAAUUUUUGAGCUUCUUGGUGAAAUUUCAGCUCAUUUUCAGCUUUUCUAGUGAAAAAUUGAGAAUUUUUGAAGUUCCGGGAGCUAAUUUUUCAUGAAUUUUUGGCUUCUGGGUGAAAUUUGACCUAAUUUUCAGCUUUUCUAGUGAAAAUGGAGAUUUUUUUCAGGUUUCUAAGCUAAAUUUGAAGAAUUUUGAGCUUUUUCAGUUUUUCUAGUGAAAAACUGGGAUUUUGCAGGGGUUAGAGCUAAUUUUCAUGAUUUUUGAGCUUCUGGGUAAAAUUUGACCUAAAUUUGAGGCCUAGAAAGAGGCUUCAAGUCUAAGGCCUCCGUCUAGAUCUCUAGGACCCGCUCCCAAAGCUUCCCAGGGGUAUUCUGUGAGCUCAGAAGCCCUAAAGCACCUAAAAAAAACUCUAAAAUUCUUCCAGAAUGCUCCGAAAUCCCAAGCACAAUGUCACAAUCCGCACAACAAGCCGCCGCCGCCGCUCUCCAACAAUCCGCACGCACUUCCGGAAUCGCCAAAUACCGCCGCGUGAUGCUCGGCGGUCGGUCCUACUGUGGCCUGCGCACCGGAACCGGCUCCCAAGCUCGCGGUGUCAUCAUCGGCCGCCCAUCAGCCGCCCAAAAUAUUCCGGUUCCCGAAGAGCUGAUCAACAAUGUUCAGCAGGUUUUGCAAGGCAAAUCGAGGGAGAUUAUUAUUCGAGAGCUCCAGAGAACCGGGCUCAAUGUGAAUGAAGCGGUGAACAAUUUGCUGAGUCGAGAUGAUGGUGAUGAUCCGAUGGAUAUGAGUGGAGCUGAUCCGAUACUUCCAGAAGAGCUUCUGCAACUUCUAGAACAUUCGAGUGCUGCCAUUGGUGGACAUCCAUUAGAUGAUCCAUUUGAAGCGUUGAACUUCUCCAGGCUCACAAAACGCAAAGAGCUCAAAAAUGAGAAGAAGAAGGAGCAAUCUGAAAUAUAUCGAAGCAUUUUCAUGCUUUCACCAGAUGUUGAAUGGUGGAGAGGUGAAGAGGGUUGUGGAAAACCGAGGGAGGUUUUGAUGAUGGAUGAUACGGAGCCGAUUGUGGAUGAGGAGAGAAUGGAGAGACAGAAGGGAAAGUGGUGAGUUUUAGAGCUCUAGAGAAUUUUUAUGAUGAAAAUUGAAGAAUUUUAAGUCAAAAUAUGCUUAUGGAGCUCAUUUUUGAGCUCUAGACCAAAUUUUAUCGUCCUGGAUCGAAUUUAAGAGCCCUGAAGCAUCUUUUGUGACUGCUGGAGCUCACUUUCGAGUUCCAGAGCUAAAUUUCAAGCUUCAGAUAAUUUUUCUAAUGAAAAAUCAAGUAUUUUGAGCUCUGGAGCCAAUUUUUGACCCAUGGAGCUUUUUAGGCUUAAAAUUCAGCCAGAAAAGAGGUUUUUAGCUCAAAAUUCACCCUUUUUAAUGAAAAAACACCUGAAAAUUUUAAAAUUUCCCCUAAAUUCUAAAUUUUCCAGCUCGCCAAUCGUCUCAAUCACUUGCACAACCUGGGCUCUUUACGCGUUGCACAAAAAUGGCAAAAUCUACACGUGGAAUUGGGAUGAUGAUAUUGGCUCAGAGCACGAAUUCAGACCCCCGAAUUUCGAGGAAAAAUCAGCUGAAAAUGUGCCUGUAGUUAUGAUAACUUCAUCGAAUUUGAGAAUUUGCGCUAUUUUGCAAAAUGGAGCCAUGAUUUCGUGGCUCGAAACAUUGGCAGUGGGAAGACGAGUUCAGAAGGCGACUGAAAGCUACGGACAGAUUCCGGUGGAACAAGUUGGAUUGUUGAAGGAUUUCACGACUAGUGAUUAUAUUGCGGCAGUUCGAUGUGAAAAUGUGGUUUAUUGGUGGUAAGUUGCGGGGUUUUCGAGUCAUUUUCGGGGAAAAUUGGUGAAAAAGAAUGAUUUCUGGAAGAAAAAUGAGCUAAUUUGAGUUCUGAAGCAAUUUUUUUGAGUCCUGGAGCGAAAAAUUAACGAUUUUCGGGUCCUGAAGCGAAAUUUGGUGAUUUUCUAGGUUUUGGAGUGAAAAAUAUCGAUUUUAGUGGUUCUGAAGCUACAAAUCUUGGUUUUUCAAGUCCUGGACGUUUGAACCUUGAAAAGCAUCGAAUUCCCUUCCAAGACUCUGAAAAUCAUCGAAUUUUUCUCCAGGACCACGAAAAUCGUGUUUUUUCGCUCUAACACCCGACAUAUCAUCAAAUUUCGCUCCAGGACCAUUAAUUUCGAAUUUGUGAGCAAAAAUGACCCCUAAAAGUGCAUUGCUCAGAUUUUUCUGAGAAAAUAUAGUAUUACUCAUGUUAAACUUUUUUUCUUUUGAAAAUCUCCUUUUUUUCCAGCGGAAUCUACCCUCCAUCAGAUCGCUCAAAAUCCACCGAAAAAGCAGCGGAAAAAUCGGAAAAAGAUCGCAAAAAACACGUUUCCUUUGGUGAAACGUCAAUUUCGUCAACAACUUCGAAUUCAGCAAGUUCUGGAAUGAAUUCAGCAUCAAAUUCGGCAUCUGGAAGUUCAGAAAUCCACGUCGGAAGUCAAGUACAACUCAAAAAAUCGCCAAUUUUCCCGGCCGGAAGUGUUGGUGUCUUCAUUGACACUGAAAAACCAAUGAUUGGAGUGUUGCUCGAAGAUUCGUGGAAUUUUGGAGAAAAUUGUCGAUUCAGAAUAUUGUCGGUGGAAGAAUAUGAUGGAGAAAGUGUGAAGAUGGAGAUUUUGGAAGAGGAGGAGGAGCAAUAUGUUCAGGUGAGGGUUUUUACUGAAAAUGAGCCUUGGUGCCGAUUUUCUAGAUGAAUUUGGAGCAUUUUGAGCCCGAUUUUGAGAUUUUUGGAUGAAAAUGAGCCCAGGAGCAAUUUUCUGUGCUGAAAUUCUAGAUUUCUGGCUGAAAAUCGAUGUUCUAACUAAAUUUGGAGAUUUGUGGCUAAAUUUUCAAAUUUUCUAACUUUUUCACGAGAAAAAAAGAUUGGAAACGUCUUUCUAAUCAAAAUCUUGAGAUUUUCCGAGAAAAACAAGCCCAAACUCGAUUUUCCAGCUGAAAAUUUAGAUUUUUGACUGAAAAUUGGUCUUGAGAUAGAAAAAAGGGGGAUUUUAUUUUUGAGUGUAAAUUCGAAAUUUUCAGCCGGAACUCGAUUUUUCUAACCGAAAUUUGAGAUUUGAGCCGAAUUUCAGGAUUUUUUAAACCGGAACUUGGUUAUUCUAACCGGAAACUGAUUUUUAGAGCCGAAUUUGAGGCGAAAUUCGAUUUUUCCAACUCCCAGAAUUUCAGACUAGAAAAUUCAUCCAAAAAGUCUAGUUUUCACCUAGAAACUCCCAAAAAUCCAAUAUUUUUGCAGCAGCCAAAUCAAUCUCGCAAACGAAAAGCCGCCGAAGCCUUAUCCGAUCCAUUCCACGAUGAUCCAGUGCAAAAAAUCGAAAUUUGGCCGAUCGACGAAGUUUUGUGGAUUCACGAACAUCGAAAACGUGAUGUUAUGACUGUCGAAGUUGUCGACAAUCAAAUGGUAGCUGUGAAAUUCAAUGAAACAUCAAGAAAUUGUAUGAAAUAUGCGAGUUUGAUCAGCGAUAAUCCGGAAGGCAAUUCGAGAAGUUCGAAUCAGCAAACAAAUCAGGGAAUGAGAAUUUUGAGAAAAGAUGAACUCCAAGUGCUCAAAAACCCGGCAAAAAAUGGAGAAAAAUUGGCGAAAUUGGUGCAAAAAGAGGUGUUGAGCUUUAUGAUUGAUAUGAGCAAGCCGAUCAUUUCAAUGUGUGCGGAUCUCACGGGAUUUCGAAUUUUGGUCAGAUCGCGACACGAUCAAAUCCUUCUUUGUAAAGUUCCGGUCACUGGAAAGGUUGUGAUGAGAAGCAGAUUGCCGUUGAACGCGUUGGCUGUGGAGAAACGUAUUUUGAGAGGAGCGGAGGGAAAAUGCCCAGAGUUGGUGAAUUUUGGAGAUGUGAGUGUUUUUUAGGGAGGGCUGGGAGGAGUUUGGGGAAUUUUUAAGCCAAAAAUUGUGAAAAAUGGCCGAUUUUGAGCCCGGAGCUUGAAAAUUUGCCAAAAUUAGGCUUGGAAGCUUGAAAACUGUAACUUUAGGCCGAAAAUAGGCCAAAAUACGUUCUAGAGGAGUUUUGGAGCAUUUUGAGCUUAAAAUCAUGAAAAUUGCUCAAUUUCCAGCGAGGAACUUUGAGAAUCAGCAAAAGUUGAGCUUAGAGCUUUGAAAAUUGUUAUUUUGAGCUAAAUAUAGGCCAAAAUACGUUCUAGAAGAGAUUUGGAGCACUUUGAGCUUAAAAAUUUUGAAAAUUGGUGGAUUUUAAACCAGGAACUUUGAAAAUUUGUAGAUUUGGAGCAUUUUCAACUCAAAAAUGCAAUUUUUAGAAGCAUUGCUCAUGUUAGAAAAUCCAGCCCAAAUAUUGAUGCAAAAUUGAGCCUGGAAGCUUGAAAAUAAUCAAUUUUCGUUGGAAUUUUCAAUAUGAGCAAUACUUUAAACAUUGCUCAUGUUUGAAAUUAUCUUAUCGAUUUUUUGCAGUCGCGAACCCUAUUCAUUCGAGAUUCUGCUGGACAAUUGAUUCCACUUUUACGAGAUGCUUUGAAUGGAUAUCGAGAACCGCAGAUUCUACACUCACAGCCGAUUAAUUUGAUAUCGACGUAUUCGAGACCGAAAAGAAGAAAUGGAUCGAUUUGUGAGGUAAUUUGGGGGUUUCUGAGCUGAAAAUUGUGAAAAAUGAUGAAUUUUGAGGUUGAAAAUAUGGAAAAUGCUCAAAAUUGACCCGAAAUCCCAAUUUUUCUUCCAGAAAGGCGCCACUGCUUGGGAAGGAUCGGUUCUUUGCAUUCCGGGAACAAAUCGACCGAAUCAUCGACAUUUUUUGAAGGAUUUCGCUUCUUUGAUGCAACUCGUUUUGUAUUGUGAUUUGCAUGGUGUUCAGGCUUUUUUGAAUAAGAUUAAUGAUUUGAGACGUGGGUUUUUUUGGGCAUUUUUGGGUGAAAAAUGGUGGAUUUUGACCUGAAAUUCAUCUAGAAUUCAAAAAAUCUGAAAAUUUCAGUCUAGGCUUUCUGGAAUCUGAAAAUCUGGAUUUUUUCAUGAAACCCCGAGCUAAAAUUUAUUUCGAAAUGUCAAAAAAUAUUUUCAAGAAAACAAUUUUCAAUUAAAUUUCUAGCCUAGACUCAAAAAAUCUUGAAUUUUCAGCCUAGACUCAAAAAAUCUGAAAAUUUUAAGCCUAGGCUUAUUUGGACUCUAAAAAUCAGGAAAUUUUGAGCCCAAGCUCAUCUAGGCUUGAAAUAUCUGGAAUCUUAAGCCCAGGCUUAUCUAGACUCAAAAAAUCUGAAAAUUUUAAGCCCUAACUCAUCUAGAUUCAGAAAAUUCAAAAUUUUCGAGCCUAGAUUCGAAAAAUCUAGCCUAAGGCUUAUUUGGACUCUAAAAAUCAGGAAAUUUUAAGCCCAAACUCAUCUAGGCUUGAAAAAUCUGGAAUGUUCUACCCCAGGCUUUUCUGGACUCCAAAAAUUUUGAAAUUUUCAGUCUAGAUUUAAAAAAUCGUUUAAGCUUAAAAAAUUCCAAAUUUCCUUGUCUAGACUCUGAAAAUCGGAAAAUUUCUAGUCUAGGAUUAUCUAGACUCAAAACAUCUGAAACUUUGAGCCUAGGGUUAUUUAGGCCUGAAAAAUCUCCAAAUGUUUAACCUAAGCUCGUUUAGGCUUUAAAAAUCUGAAAAUUUAGGCCUAGAUUCAAAAAAUCCCGAAAUUUUCCAGCCUAGCCUCAUUUAGGCUCAAAAAAAUCAGCCUGAAAUCUACUGUAUUCUUAGGCUUACAGUACUCAAACCUUGCCUUAUCUAGACUCUAAAAAAUCCCCAAAUUUUGCAGAAUCCUCAAUCCUCAGCCAAGACGAGUUCCGUCAAAUCAUGUCCGAACAACUAUUCGCCAUCACAUCAGACGGUUGCUCAAAUAUCAUUCAUGCCGCAAUCCGCUUGUGCGUCGCCGCGCGGAAUUCGCAAAACCAGGAUAAAAUCACACCGGAAACCCUAAAAAGCACGCCGCCAAAAUUCGCCGCAAAAAAUGUGGAAAAUGAAAAACGAUGGAAAGGUGUGUUGAGAGGAAGAAGACGGAGUCAAGAAGUUGAAGAUGGUCAAGAAAUUGAGGAGAAUAUCGAAGUUUUGCAGUCGGGUACUGUAGUUGAGGAUUUCUCGAUGGGAAAUCCAAUCAAGACACCGGAAAUAAGACAGAAAAAUGCGAUGGGAAUCUUGGAUUUGCUACUCAAACAUUUGACUAUGUUUUUUGAUAUUGAAGCGGAAAAUGGUGUUGGUGAGUAGAUUUUUGGGCGGAAAUUUGGGAUUUUCGGUGAAAAAUGACCUGGAAAGACCUAAAUAAAAAAAAUUUAAUUUAAAGGCUCAAAAAAGGCCUGAAUUUAGGCUCAAAAAAUUCCCCCAUUUUCCAGAAUUUUUGGACGAAAAAGAUCGUUGCUCAGCUUUGAAAGCCCUUCUAUCAGCACGUGAUAUCAAUGGACGAACUCCUUUCAUGUUGGCCGUGAAUUUGAGAGCAUACGGAGCUGCUGGAUCGGUUUGGCAGUGUUUGUUGCAAUUGGGAUUCGCUGAUAUGGUUGGUUGCGGGUGA